GACUUGGUCUGAUUAUCCAACAAAAUUUUUUUCAGGCGACGAGCACUUUGCUCUAAGACUGUCAUUUAAAAAUGGCCGCGCCCAGAGACAGCGAGUUUCAUACUUGGUUGGAAGACAGAUUAUUGAAAAUAAACCCUGACAUAGAUCUCGGAGUUUUUGUGGACUAUAUUCAAGGCGUUUUGGAAACUGAGACAGACAAAGAUGAAAUGAUAGAUGGCAUUUCUGGCUUACUAGGAGAAGUUGUGGAAGAUGACGUAGAAGGUGUUUGUGAGACAAUUAUCAGCAAAUGGUUAGAGCAUAUCCAGCUGAAAGCGACAAAAGCAGAAGAAGAAACCAAGCUUGCUGAUCAAAAGCUUGCAGAUAUGCUGGAAAAACAAAAGAUCUCCAUACCCACUGUGAAACCAAAAACAGAGGAAGAGAAAGCUCGAAAAGCUGCCAUUUUACAGCAAUAUGCAGAAAUUUCUGAUGGAGAAGUGACAGACUCUGAUGAAGAUGGAGGUGACAGUUUAUUGGUGAAAAAUGAAAACUUACAAAAAGUUGGUGCUGAAGAAAAAGAAAAACGAGAAAAGUUAAAACAACAGCAUGAGCAAAAGAAAGAAAAAGAUAAACUGGACAGAGAAAAACAGAAACAAAAGCAAGCAGAAAGGAAAGAAGCAGAGAAGAAAAGGACUCAGAAAGUAGAAAAAAGAAUGAGAUAGUGACUAAAAAAGGUUCUUUCAUCCCCCCUCCUCCGCCCCAAUAUAAAUAUAUAAGGAAAACUUCUUAUAUGGUCUCUUAUCUGUUCAAGGCAACAUUGGUUUUUUUUGGAAAAGUAGAAAAAAAUCUGUCUAGUUUGUUGUCAGUCUAAAUAGAUCCCCCUAUCUCAGCAGGGGGUUUGAUUAGGAUUGCCACACACGAGAAACAAGUACACCACCACUCACCUCAGGUCCUUUGAGAGUGGAUGGUACAACAGAGGGUUUUGAUUGGUGAGCAUAUUGUAAUAAGACAGAUCACACCAAGAAGGGUUCACCCAGCUCUGGAGAUAAGGCAUAAGAUUGAAAAUCAUAAGAGGAGUAUUUCCUUUGCAAGAUAUCCAAAUUGCAAUCGUUAUGAGGGUAAUUUAGA
Messenger RNA from Lingula anatina, 1104 nucleotides. Its product is annotated as coiled-coil domain-containing protein 43. Lineage: Eukaryota; Metazoa; Brachiopoda; Lingulata; Lingulida; Lingulidae. The record is from RefSeq and is a predicted model, not a curated record.